Daktulosphaira vitifoliae (grape phylloxera) is the source of this 444-nucleotide messenger RNA. RefSeq lists its product as uncharacterized. The coding region runs from base 13 to 366 and encodes 117 amino acids. Lineage: Eukaryota; Metazoa; Arthropoda; Insecta; Hemiptera; Phylloxeridae. The record is from RefSeq and is a predicted model, not a curated record. The transcript is spliced from 4 exons.
UUUAAAAGUGAAAUGAAUGAAAUAAAAUAUAUUUUUGAUAGUGCUAAAAAUUUUACACACUUACCUAAAGAUCAACCUUCAAUAUCAGGAAAAUUAAUAUUUGUUCAAGAAUUACAUCUUAGAGCAAAAAAAACAGCAAUGCUACUUACUGACGUGAUUCAAUACGAUGAAAGAAUAUCACAACAGGAUUUUUCAAUUUAUAUUCGAGUAUCUAAAGAACUAUUUGAGUUUCAAACCAAUGAGUUUAAAAAAUGGAUGAAUUAUGCUUUAGAAAUUGAACAAAAUAAAACAAGAGACACAUUAUUAUUUUUUGAUGAAAAUACCAAAAUAUUUAAGUGUAAAUUUGAUAUGAAGCUGUACAAAUGAAUUUAAUGGGAUUUGAUUUACCAGAUAGUAUAAAAUACUUGAUUAUGCUAUUAAAACAGAUAAAAAUUAAUGUAACCA